ACAGCCUCCUCCUCCUCCCCGUCCGCAGCUCUUCCUCUGUCCGCUCUGCCAACUCUGAGUCUGGGAGUCCGGGACGAGAUGAUGCGGAUUGUCGUGUUUUGCGGCAGCAUCUUGCCUUUGCACCUUUUCCUCUGCGUCCAGUGCCUGCCGGUACACGACCGGAGGACCGUCAGCAAGUCCAAGCAGCUACAGGGAUGGCCCCACAGCCACAGUCACGUCGGUCUGAAGAAAAGGGGCCGACAUGAGCAGGACACACUAAAUGAAGAGUACCAUGUGAUGUCUGUACCGACAUCCAAAAAUGACACGGAGUUCUGGAAGCGCCCCCGCUGUGGGGUCCCAGACUAUCCCACCUUAACGAAGGUUGACCUGUCGUACUACAACUUAAAGAAGAAGGGGAACCUGAGCAGACAGCAGCGCAGGAAACGGUUUGCUCUGUUUGGAGGACGCUGGGAAAAGACUGACCUCACUUACAAGAUUAUGCGUUUCCCCUGGCAGAUGAGUGAGGACAAAGUGCGGCGUGUCUUCCAGGAGGCGUUCGGUGUCUGGAGUGCAGUGACUCCACUGAGGUUCAGAGAGGUCACCACUGAGAAAGCUGACAUCAUUAUUGACUUCAACAGGUACUGGCACGGGGACUCCUUACCUUUCGAUGGUCCUGGAGGAAUCCUGGCCCAUGCUUUUUUCCCCCGGACACAUAGAGAGGGAGAAGUCCACUUUGACUAUGAUGAACAAUGGACACUAGGCAAUGAUGUGGGCACUGAUCUCCUGCAAGUGGCAGCUCAUGAGUUUGGCCAUGUCCUGGGCCUACAGCACUCUCUGGAGCCCGAUGCUGUGAUGUGUCCUUUCUACAGCGACUCCUACCCUCUGCAGCUGAGUGAGGACGACAAGAGGGGGAUUCAGUACCUGUAUGGCCCCCCUCAGCACACACUGCCUGAGAUUUUGGAGACCAAUGAGAUUGACUCUGGGAUGCCGGAUGCCUGCAGAACAAGCUUUGAUGCAGUGUCCAUGAUCAGGGGGGAGCUGUUCUUCUUUAAGUCUCGAUAUGUUUGGCGCAUCCGUGAUGGGCAGUUACAAGCUGGUUAUCCGGCCUUGGCUUCACGUCACUGGGGAGGCAUUCCUGACCACAUUGAUGCUGCAUAUGAAGACAGGUCUGGCAACAUCUGGUUCUUCCAAGGUGACAGCUACUGGGUGUUUGAUGCUGAGAGGAAGAUAACAGGACCGGAUUCGGUGCAGCGGCUCGGUCUUCCUGUAACGGAUAUCCAAGCAGCUUUAAAGUGGGAAGAGAAGGUCUACCUCUUCAAGUCCACUUCUUACUGGAACUUCAAUCCACAGGAGAAUCGAGUCGAUGACGUCCAUCCUCACAGCAUGCAUGAGUGGGGAGGACUGCCCAGUCGUAUUGAUGCAGCCUUUCGGGACAUAUAUGGAUACGCCAAUUUCCUGAGUGGGCCACACUAUUGGAAGAUUGACCCUGUGGCGCUGAAGGUGGUGGAAGGCUACCCCCGCAGCGUUGGCAGGGAUUUCUUUGGCUGUUCUGUCUAA
This is a messenger RNA of Seriola dumerili (greater amberjack), 1536 nucleotides long. Its product is annotated as stromelysin-3-like. The transcript is spliced from 8 exons. The record is from RefSeq and is a predicted model, not a curated record. Gene Ontology annotation, biological process: extracellular matrix organization; collagen catabolic process; proteolysis. Gene Ontology annotation, molecular function: zinc ion binding; metalloendopeptidase activity. Gene Ontology annotation, cellular component: extracellular matrix. NCBI's taxonomy places the organism in Eukaryota, Metazoa, Chordata, Actinopteri, Carangiformes, Carangidae. The coding region runs from base 79 to 1536 and encodes 485 amino acids.